CUGGAGGCAUACUUUGACACGGCAUACGAGCACUACUGCAAGGCCACCGCCAGCAGCAAGCGCCGCAAGGCCCGCGCUCGCCUCAUGGCGCUGGACGGCCAGGGGGAGGAUGGUGAGGAGGACGCCGGGGCGCAGGGGGAGGAAGGGGGGGAGGAGGAGGCGGCGCUGGUGCACAUCGGGGAGGAGGGCGAGGAGGAGGAGAAUCCGCUGGUGGUGCGGCUGGGUGAGAGCAGUGCGAGUGAGCGCGUGCAGGCGCAGUGGUUCACCCAGGACCUCUUUGAGGGGCUCGACCUGGUGGGCGGGGCAGAGGAGGAGCAGCAGGAGGUGGCGAAGGGGAGCAGUGCAGGCGGUGGGGUGCAGAGGAUCGGUGCAGUGGUGCACAAGGCUGGGCGGAUAGGAGGUGACGGGGCAGUGAAAGGAGGGGUGGAGGAGAAGCAGCGAGGAGAGAAGAAGGUGAGGAAGGGUAGUGAAAGGGUGGUGGUGAGGGAGGAGGGGGAAGAGGAGGGGGAAGUAGAGGAAGAGGAAGGGGAGGUGGCAGACGUUGAUGAUGGGGGAGUAACGGGCAUGGCAGGUGAUGGGAAGGGUGGAGAGGUAGCAAGGAAGAGCAAAGCUGGCAAGGUGAAAGCUGCACUAACUGAGGCGGCUGUGCCUCGUGGCGCGACUGGAGGAGGCGAGGAAGAUGGCGAGAAAGGCAUGGGCAAGAAGGCACGAGGGGGGAAGCAGCAGGAGGAGGAGGCGGGGUUUGAGGUGGUGCCGGAGGAGAGGCUGAGUGGCAGCGAGGGGGACAGCUCGGAUGACAGCUCUGACAGCGACAGCGACAGCCGUGGGGGGCCACAUGGCGGGCACAGGGGAGGCAGGCACGCACGCACAGGGGGUGGGGGCGCUGCAGGGGGACAUGGAGGGGGGGGGAUGGAGGAGGAGGAGGAGUGGGACAGCGACAGCAAGGCGGAGACACUGGCGUAUGCAAGGAGGAUGCUGAGGAAGCGAGAGCGCGACGAGGUGGUGGACGAUGCGUACAACCGGUACAUGUUUGACGACGACGCCAAGGCGCUGCCCAAGUGGUUUGCGGAUGACGAGCGACGGCACAUGGUGCCGUUGAAGCCCAUCAGCAAGGAUGAGGUGCUCGAGCUCAAGGCGCAGUUCCGAGCCAUCAACGCCCGCCCCACCAAGAAGGUGGCGGAGGCGAAGGGCCGGAAGCGGCGGCGGCUGAUGAAGCAGGUGGAGGCGGCGCGGCAGAAGGCAACGGCCAUCUCGGAGCAGCCGGACCUGAACGAGCGGUCCAAGGGGCGCCUCAUGCAGCGCGCCUACAGCAAGGUGGCGUCGGAGCGGCCGCCCAAGAAGAUCGUGGUGGUGGCGAAGAAGGGGCAGCAGGGCAACCGCGGGCGCGGUGUGAAGAACAGCAUCAUGGUGGACCGGCGCAUGAAGAAGGACCUGCGUGCUGACAAGGCUAAUGCCAGGAAGGGCAAGGGCAAGGGCAGGAAGAGAAUCAGCGGAGAUUCCCCCGAGUCGCACAAGCUGUUCGCCGAGAAGUACAGCCUACCCUUCACUCUUUUGUCUGACGAGGGUAACGCUGUGCGCAAGGAGUGGGGCGUCCCCAGUGAUUUGUUUGGGGUUCUUCCUGGGCGUCAAACCUAUGUGAUCGACAAGAAGGGCGUCGUGCAGCUCAUUUUUAAUAACCAGUUUCAACCAGAGAAGCACAUCGACGAGACAAUUGCGGUGUUGGAGGCCCAAUACGAGGAGCCAAAACCGUUCUUCCAGCUUCCCAAGCUUUUCUGA
Closterium sp. Naga37s-1 is the source of this 1776-nucleotide messenger RNA. Lineage: Eukaryota; Viridiplantae; Streptophyta; Zygnematophyceae; Desmidiales; Closteriaceae. The record is from the annotation of a GenBank genome assembly.